Molecule: messenger RNA, 621 nt
Organism: Plasmodium gonderi
Lineage: Eukaryota; Apicomplexa; Aconoidasida; Haemosporida; Plasmodiidae
Product: ras-related protein RAB7
Exons: 7
Coding region: 1-621 (206 amino acids)
Molecular function (GO): GTPase activity; GTP binding
Source: RefSeq, a predicted model, not a curated record
AUGUCAAAUAAAAAAAGAACCAUUUUAAAAGUCAUCAUUCUUGGGGAUAGUGGUGUUGGAAAGACAUCAUUAAUGAAUCAAUAUGUAAAUAAAAAAUUUACAAAUCAGUACAAGGCGACAAUUGGAGCCGAUUUUUUAACAAAAGAGACUGUAGUUGACAAUGAACAGCUAACAAUGCAAAUAUGGGACACAGCAGGACAAGAGCGUUUUCAAAGUUUAGGAGUUGCUUUUUAUAGAGGAGCUGAUUGCUGUGUUUUAGUUUUUGACUUAACAAAUUACAAAACAUAUGAGUCACUGGAAUCAUGGAAAGACGAAUUUUUGAUUCAGGCCAGUCCAAAGGAUCCUGAUAAUUUUCCAUUUGUAAUAAUAGGAAAUAAAGUUGACGAAACGAAUAAGAGAAAGGUGCAAUCACUAAAGGUUUUACAGUGGUGCAAAUCGAAUAACAAUAUUCCUUAUUUUGAGACAAGUGCAAAAAACGCAAUUAAUGUGGACCAAGCAUUUGAUGAAAUUGCGAGAAAGGCCAUGAAACAGGAGCACCAGGAGGAACAAAUAUAUCUGCCCGAGACAUUUGCUCUGAAUAAUCAAAGCGAUCAAAAAAUAUAUAAAAGUCGCUGCUGCUAA